This is a messenger RNA of Dipodomys ordii (Ord's kangaroo rat), 1731 nucleotides long. It is a transcript of the gene Tarm1, whose product is annotated as T cell-interacting, activating receptor on myeloid cells 1. Lineage: Eukaryota; Metazoa; Chordata; Mammalia; Rodentia; Heteromyidae. The record is from RefSeq and is a predicted model, not a curated record. The transcript has 10 exons. The coding region runs from base 1 to 1731 and encodes 576 amino acids. Gene Ontology annotation, cellular component: plasma membrane.
AUGAGUGGAAGUGGCCCCUUCCCCAAACCAGUCCUCCAAGCCCAGCCGGGCUCCGUGGUUCCACCCGGAAGCAACAUAACCCUACAGUGCACCAGCCCCAUCCUGGGCUCUAGAUUUGUUCUCAGAAAAGGAGUCAAGGCCCUGGGGGCCGGGCACCCCCGGUUUGCCACGCAGUGGAGACAGGGAGGAGUGGACUUCCAGCUCACAGAACUCCAGCUGAGCGACACUGGGCCCUACACCUGCGAGCAGCACACGCCCGGGAGCCCCGACCCUGGGGCACAGCUCAGCGAGGUCCUUUUGCUACUGGUUACUGGUGCUUCACCCAGCCCUUCCCUGCAAAGCCACUCAGGGGACAGGGUGGCCCUGGGUGGGCAGAUGACCCUGCGGUGCCAGAGGCCGGACAACAGGACGGACAACACCACCUUCGCCCUGCUGAAGGAGGGAGCUGCAUCGCCCAUCCAGAUUCAGCAUUCACCAGGGGGCAGCAUGGCGUUCACUCUAACCCGGGUGACGGGCGCCGACUCGGGGCGCUACCGCUGUGUGUACCUCCAGACACAAGCCCCUUCCUGGGCCUCGAGUCCCAGUGAGGCCCUGCAGGUGAUGGUGGCAGGCUUCCCCAAACCUCGCCUCAGUGCCUGGCCCAGCUCUGUGGUCCCUGCCGGGGGUCAGGUGACCCUGAAGUGCUCGAGCCCCACCCCAGGCAUGCGCCUGGUCCUCAGGAAGGAGGCCCGGCGCUGGAGCGCCCGCCUGGCAAACCCUCUGACCGAAGGCACCGCAGAGUUUCCUCUCACAGACCUGGGGCUUGGUGACAUGGGGCCCUACACAUGCGAAUAUUACUGGAAAGGAAGCCCAGGACUGGUGUCAGAGCCCAGUGAGGCCCUGAUGCUACUGAUCACAGGCACUUCACCCAGCCCUUCCUUGAGAAGCCACCUGGGGGACAGGGUGGCCCUGGGUGGGCAGGUGACCCUGCGGUGCCAGAGGCCGGACAAGAGGACGGACAACACCACCUUCGCCCUGCUGAAGGAGGGAGCUGCGUCACCCAUCCAGAUUCAACAUUCACCAGGGGGCAGCGUGGCGUUCACCCUUUCCCGGGUGACAGGCACUGACACCGGGCGCUACCGUUGUGUGUAUCUCCAGACCCAAGCCCUGUCCUGGGCCUCGAGUCCCAGCGAGGCCCUGCAGGUGGUGGUGGCAGCUCCCCUGUCUGCCAUUGCCAGGGGCCGCCACAAGUGUCUUGUCAUCCGGCUGGGAAUGGCUGCUAUGGUCGUGGCGCUGCUGGGCAUCUUCUUGGCUGAAGCUUGGCACAGCUGGGGUGAUCUCCCAGGGAACCCAGCACCCCACCCCAAAAGUCUUGCACAAGCCUUCGGAUUUGCACGGAAGAGCUCUAUGCACAGGAUGCAGGGGAAGACGUGGUCACAGAUGCCCAGCUGCAGGAGGAAAUUGAGAACCCACGACACGGAGAGACCAGAGCAUCAGAGCCCAGCCUACAGGACCCAUGGAGCCCAGUUCCAGCGGCUCUGCCCCACCCCACACCCAAAGCUGCCGGCUGGACACGGACACCGGCAAGUGGGGAGUCAUGGGAACCCUGAUCCUGAGCCUGCUCUGUCUGGGACAGAGGCCUCCCCAGAGUGGUUGCAGCCCAGCUGGGCUGUGGAGCUGGUGCUGACAGAACCAGCCAGUCCUUCCCCAGUAGGAUGCUGUGGAUUUAUGCGGUCUGGAAAGUUCUGCUGA